AUACUAUUUGUUACUUUGUUUUCUGCGUCCCUCACUUUCUGCUCUGGGAACCCUCUCCUCCAAGUGGUAACGAGAUAAGAGAGAGGGAUGGAAAGCGCAGCAAUGUGGCAAGCAGCGACGCUUUGUGGAAUUGUGGCAUGGAUUGUGAUAACUUCACGCCUCAAUGUGACCCUCAAGCUUAGAUCUUUUCUACAGCCAUGGGUGGCUCACCAUGUCAUCACCGGGACCCCUUUCAUCCUUCAGAUCCAGAAAUACCAGCAUGGGUUUCUUGAUGCUCUGUUCUCUGGGUUGUCCUGUGUUGUAUCUGUUCCCUUUUACACUGCUUUUCUUCCUCUGCUCUUCUGGAGCGGGCAUGGCAGAUUGGCUCGGCAAAUGACCCUUUUGAUGGCAUUUUGCGAUUAUGUAGGGAACUGUAUAAAGGAUUCAGUAUCAGCUUUGAGACCCAGUUCACCACCAGUCAGGAGAGUAACUGCCACGAAAGAUGAGGAAGAUAAUGCAUUGGAGUACGGCAUGCCGUCUUCCCACACUCUUAAUACAGUUUGCUUAUCUGGGUACCUUUUGCACUAUGUCUUGUCUUAUCCUCAGUAUGAAGAUGCCUCCAUGAAAUUUGUUGGGGUUGCUCUUGUUUGCUUGCUUGUGGGCUUCAUUGGUUUGGGAAGAAUUUACCUCGGCAUGCACAGUUUGGUUGAUGUCAUUGGUGGUCUUGCCAUUGGACUGGUGAUCCUUCCAUUCUGGAUCACAGUUCAUGAAUACGUUGACAUUUUUGUAGUCUCAGGACAAAAUGUUACAUCCUUUUGGGCCGCCCUAAGCUUCCUGUUGCUCUUUGCCUAUCCAACUCCUGAGCUUCCAACCCCAAGCAUCGAGUACCACACAGCCUUUAAUGGUGUGGCAUUUGGAAUUGUUGCUGGGAUCCAGCAAACAUACCAUCAGUUUCACCAUGAAGCCGUUCCUCGUAUAUUUACCCCACAACUCACAAUCCCUACUUUUGUGGGAAGAAUGUUGCUUGGGAUACCCACCAUACUUCUUGUGAAGUUCUGUAGUAAGGCUCUGGCAAAAUGGAUUCUCCCUGUUGUGUCAAACACAUUGGGCAUCCCUAUUAAAUCAAGCGGCUACAUCCCAAAUCUAAAUGGAAAUGGGAAAAAAUCGGACAAGAUUAUACAAUCUAGUUUUAUCCAAAAGCUGUUCUUUUUCUCCCAACAGAGUACAUUUGAUGUUGAUACAGGUAUAAGGUUCCUACAAUACGCGGGCCUUGCAUGGUCGGUGGUGGAUUUUGUUCCAUCUCUUUUCUCUCACGUGAGCUUGUAAUGCUUGGUUGUCCUUUUAGAGUAUUAUUAUUAUGUUACCUACUAGUUUUUGACGCAAGUAUGCAAUGGGUAAUGGAAAUAUAAACGCUAAUGGUAAAUCGUACAUGUUAUUCGCUGAGAGAA
Carya illinoinensis is the source of this 1427-nucleotide messenger RNA. Its product is annotated as lipid phosphate phosphatase delta-like. The record is from RefSeq and is a predicted model, not a curated record. Gene Ontology annotation, molecular function: sphingosine-1-phosphate phosphatase activity. Gene Ontology annotation, cellular component: endoplasmic reticulum membrane. The transcript has 8 exons. The coding region runs from base 88 to 1305 and encodes 405 amino acids. Lineage: Eukaryota; Viridiplantae; Streptophyta; Magnoliopsida; Fagales; Juglandaceae.